Messenger RNA from Lytechinus variegatus (green sea urchin), 10254 nucleotides. RefSeq lists its product as uncharacterized. Gene Ontology annotation, biological process: regulation of DNA-templated transcription. Gene Ontology annotation, cellular component: chromosome; nucleus. NCBI's taxonomy places the organism in Eukaryota, Metazoa, Echinodermata, Echinoidea, Temnopleuroida, Toxopneustidae. Gene Ontology annotation, molecular function: histone H3K36 methyltransferase activity; protein binding. The record is from RefSeq and is a predicted model, not a curated record.
AAAGCACAUUCGGUAAUCGGUGUAGACAUUCGCACUGCAGUGCAGCUAGGGGAUUUUACCUCAAUAGGAUACACACGCUUCUCAUCCUCAUGUACACUCGGCUAUUGCUGAACCAGCGUGUGUGUUUCUAUCUCAAUCCAAAGACAUCGCAUCGUGUGUACAAAUGACCUCCGCCCGAACUUGUGGGGGAAGCUUUUACCUGCUGCCCAAGGAUGAUGAUUUAGCAGGGGAGGAUGAGCUUCAUGACAGACUUAAUCUUCUGAUACAGGAUACAGAACCUGAUAGAUCACUAUGGAGCCUUUCAGAAUAAUUCCUACCAGGCGAUGGCUGAGAAGCAGCAAGAAAGCCCAAGAGGUGAACGAAAAAGGGGAUCAACUUGGGAUUCUUGGAGCUAAGCCUAAGGCUGCCAGCCCGCAUCCAGAUCCCUCUACCUUGGCAAAGGAGAUGGAAGAGUUUGAAAAACUAAUGCAGCUUGGCACUACUGAAGGGGAUCGUGGUUCAGAUGUGAAAGACACACACAAGAAUGAAAAAGCAGAGAAUCCUAUAAAAGAUGCGGGAGAUAAAUAUGUUCCUGACCAACCAACCACAUCCCUAGAACCAUACGAACCAACACAGCCAACAGCAUCACCAGUAAUACCUACCAAUGUUCGACAGACCUCUAAGUCACCUGAAGCAUAUGAACCAGAUGAACCAACUCCAGUUGAUGAGGUGUACACCCCUGAUCAACCAACUUCACUUCAAAGUUCUGAUCCAUACGAGCCAGAGCAACCGACUGAUGAGCCUAUGGUUGUAGAGGACUCUGAUAUUUCUGCUAGCGCCAAGAGAGAGGAAUCGGAAGUGGAAGCUGAUAUGCCCCAACUUCAGUUAGAUUCGGUUAGCUCUGGUUAUCAUGGACAAGUUGAAAAGGGAGGGGAACAUGCUGCUAGGGAAAACACAGAUUCAACACCAGCUGAAAGUGUUCCUAAACAUGAAGGAAAUAAAUCUGAACAAGAAAAUCUUCUUCCUGAAGUAUGGUUACGGAAAAAGGAGAAAAAGAAAAAGCAUGGCAAGCACAAAAAACCUCUGGUUGAAUGGCGGUUGGGAGUUCUCAGGAAGGAUUAUGUCAUCAAAGAUUUCAAAAGCUUUCCUGUAGAUGAAAAGUUAAUGGCUACAACAAAGCAUAAGUGGAACAAUGAAAGUGAAGUGGAACACCUGAAAGUUCUUCAUUCAGGGGAUGGGAGCCAAACUGACACCUCUGAAGUAUCAGGUAUGACUUCACCUGCAAUCGCUCAAAGUGACAGUGAACUUGAAAGUGAGCAAAAUACAAGUGGUGAAAUUGAUGCUAUUGGAAGAGCAGCUGAAGAAAAUACACUUGAAGGUGAUGAUAGUAUUCAUAGUUCAAAGGAUAAUGCCAUUGUGCAUGCAGAUGAAGAACUUAAGAAGGGAGAAUAUGGUGAAACAGGAAAUGUUAAGGUGAGUGCUGUACCUGAAAAAGUGCAGUCAAGUUCUGUCCUUGAUGCCCAACCUGAAAAAGAUACCAGACUUGAUUCUGUCGAGAAAAGUGAGGACUUAGAUGCUAAAAAGAAUCAAGAAAAACAGGAAGUUCAAACAACUGGUAAAGAAGAAAAAAAGAUCAAGUCAGAACCAGAAGAAAGUUCAAAUAGAAGAAGCACAAGGCAAUCAAGCCGGAGAGCAAGAAGAGAUUCAGGUGAGAAUAAAACGGAUACUGAUCAGAGAAGUGAUAAAAAGGAUGAUGACUCUGGCAGAAGAAGAUCAAGGAGAACUGAAAGACAUAAAGAUGAUUCAGAUGAUGAAAAGAGAAAAGAAUCUGAUAGAAAUAAAGCAGAAUCAGACAGAAGUAGAAAUGAAACUAGGAGACGCUCGCUGAGAAGAGACAGAUAUAGGGAUAACUCUGAUGAUGAAAGAAGAGAGGAAAGUAGAGAGGGAAGGCGAAGAGGGAGGAGUGACAGCCGGGAAAGAAGGGAAAGAAGUAACAGUAGAGAAAGACGGAGGUAUAGAGAUGAUGAUGACAGAUAUGACAGAUAUGAUAGAGGACGUAGGACAAGACGUAGUGACAGGAGAAGCAUGGACAGAACUGACGACAGGAGGUCUAGGGAGGAUGAUCGAAGAAAUGAAAGAAGUUUAUCAAGGGAGCAGGAUGAAAGGAGGAGAAAGGAAAAGAAUGAUAAAGAUUCAAAGAAAGAAGUCGACAAAGCCAAGGAGGAAAGUAAAGUUACUGCGGAGAAGAGAACCGAAAAGGCUGAUUUAAGGGAUGAUGACAAGCUGCAAGGGAAAGGUAAAACUGAUCCAAAGAUAAUUGAAAGUAAUACUGUUCCAGAAAAGGACCAAAAUAACAAGCAGAAUACUUCGAGUAAGGCUACUGGGAGAGUACCCAUUAAAUUUAAUUUCACAUCAAGGGCAGUUCGAAGAAGCACUCGCAGUGCAGUCAAAGCAAAGAGUGGAGUAUUCGAAGAUGACGAGGACGAGGAUGAAAAACCACUCUCAGAGUUGCAGAAUUUAUGUGAUGAGAAGGAAGCUAAAUCUUCAAAAUCAGAACCAUCAGAAGAUAAAGCUCCAGCUGUUACUCGCAGUAAAAGUCGUGAAGGUUAUGCAGUUGAAGAACCAACGGAAGUCAACAAAGUCAGUCAGAUAACCUCUGUUCCUUGUGAAACAGGCACAUCAACCAGAUCCAAAAGCAGUCAAAAAGUAGAAAAUCUGUUUGAGAUCACACUCAGGAAGGAAUCUAAAAAAGAUCAUGGAUCAGAAUCAGACAGUGGUGCAGAAUUGAGUCUGAUGGGUCUAGGAGAGGCCCCUAGUCUUUAUCCCGAAAAUAUUCUUGAAAGUCAGGUUGAAAUGGAACUCUUAGCAAAUGCAUUUUCCUCCACUGAUACAGAAGCAGAGAUAGAAAUUGAAAAAGUGUUCUGUAAGAAAAGCGAAAAUGGUACUAAUGCAAAGGAAGAAGAGAGUUCACCAAAACAAGAAGACAGCGUGGUAGACUCUAGGAGUGAAACUUUUGACAUGGAAGUCGAGGAAGAACAGCAUGAUACCAGUACUAUUGAAGUACUUUCACACCCACAGUUAUCAGGUGGGGAAGGUACGACUAAUGAUUUAAUGCCAACUGAUAGUCAUAAUAAUACAGAGAACAGAACUUUAACUGAAGAGGUGCCAAUUAUUCAAGGAGACCAAACCAAUACAGAUGACAUAAAGGUGAUCAAUAGCCAUAAUGAGAAAACUUGUUCUGAAGAAUUGCCAUUUGCUUCAGAAGGACAAACCAGUUCAGCCAAUAAUACAAACCUAAUUGAGCUUCCUCAGGAGGUCAGGAGAACUUGUUUGGAUAAUGCUCCACUCGCAUCAGAAAAAGAAAACAGUUCAGUGAACAAUGCAAAGUUGAUUGAUAUUUUUGAUAGUCAAAGUCCCUGUGACAAUAUUAGAACUUGUUCUGAUGAAGUACCUACUACUUUAGACGAACAAGUAAGUACAUUGAAGGAUACUGAGUUGAUCGAUAGUCAGAGUCUUCUGGAUAUCACUGAAGUUCCAGGUUCUUUUGAAGAACAUGCCAGUACAGAUGAUACUAGAAAAUCGAUAGAUGGCCAUACUCUGCAGGAAAAUGAAAGAGCUUCUAAUGAAAUGGCGUCAGGUGGUCUCACAGAAAAAUCAAGUUCAGAAAUUGAUGUAAAUGGAAGACAGGGUAAAAAUGAAAUUCUUCAGAACAGGGAUAUUGAUAAAACAUUGAAUGUUCCAGAGAUCAAAAUAGUACCCCCUCCCGAUGAAACCCUUGACCAAGCCUGCUCAGAAGCAGCAGGUGUAAGUACAGAAGAAAAAGAACUGGAGACUUCAAAUACAUCAAUAGAAACUGAACAAAGCGAUACGGAGGUUGUCUUACCAUUGAAGUCAAGCGGCUUGAAGGAGCAUGAAGAUGACUUUACCAAAACUGAAUCUGAAUCUGAUGAUGCAAUGACAUUGGAGGUCAUUGACCUAAUGGCUGGUACAGCAUACACAACGUCAAAGGUGUCUGUUGUCUUACCACCUGGAAAUUCUGAUGCUGAUGCCAAAAUUGAAGAUGAAGCAAUUGUAGAUAAUGAGGCGAUAUCAUAUGAACAGAAUGUAACAAUUUUGGACAAAGUAAUGGCAGCGUCGGGUCCUAUACAGCCACCUAGCAAUGAUACCAAAUUUUCUGAUGGUAACACAGAGUGUAUUGUUCUUGACCACAGUACUAGUGAUCAGAUUGUAACCGUCCAGAAGUCAAGUGCAGAAGUUUCUUCAGAAGUUAUGCACAGUGGUGAGAAUGUCAUGCCUUCCAAUGAGGUUGUUAGUACAUAUCUUCCAUCUGAAAAGCCUACCACAGAAGUAUUCAACAAAGAAUCUGCCAUAAAUGAGGAUGAACUUUUGGAAGCAAAUGUACCAUCCUCAAAGAGUGACUCUGCAAAAAAUAUUGUAACAAGUAUCGGGAUUGUAACAUCUCUCUCUGCAGAAGGCACAGAAAUUUCCAGUACUCAAGAAGCUGUGACUGCUAUUACUGACCCACCAACAAGACAUAUCCAUGAAGGGCCUUCCGUUAGUAAACGUAAAAGGAAAUCUAGGUGGGAGGUGGUUAGCACAGAAAUCCCUUCAGAAACUCCACCUCGGAUGGAUGUUAAUGAAGACCAAAGCCAACAAAAUAAGCCAUCCUUGAUUGACAUGACCGAUGAGCCUGUAUUGCAGACAGAGGCAAAAGCUGAAGAAAGCAAAUUGCCCCCAGUUGAAGCCCUCAUUGGAGAGGAGAUCAGCAGUUCUCCAAGCACCAACCAAAUUCAACCAUCAGAUGUUAGGCUUACUGUGGAUUCCUCAGAGGUGGAAGGAGAGAUCUCCCCAACAAAGAAAGUGAAGGUAGAUCCUGAUGCAACUAUUGGUGCAACUGCCGACUACUCUUCUGGGAAUGAUGGCAGCACUUCUAACAUGAUUCUUGAAGCAGGAGAGAGCAAGAUGGAUGCAACAUACCAUUCUCGUGGACUGGACCUUGAGGUGAACGCAGCAGGAGAUAAUCAGGCAGUGAUCAAACCUGAAGAAUUUGUUGAAAAGGAAGAAGCUGGCUUAAUCGUGGAAGAAAGUAAAGACACAGGAGAAGUUACCAAGCCAGAACAGGGGACAGAGGAGGAAUCAAUGGAAGAAGGAGAACUGGAUUCAGAUGUUAAGGAGGAGAUGACGGAGAAACCUUGGGAUGAUAGCACAGGGAUUGAACAAGGAGAAAUCAAAGAUGACGGUGACGAGGAAGUUGAAGAUAGUAGGGAAGAAAGGUCCAGACACUCCAGGCAAGACAAGGAGAAUAUACCUUUCGAUGACUUCUGGGCCGGGGAUGGAAGGAGAGAGGUCAGGGAAAGACCAAAGGAGGAGAGGAGGGAGAGUCGUGAAGAGAGGCAGAGACGUCAGUACCAGGAGUGGGGUAUCGUUGAGAGGAGCAAGAUGCCUCGCUUUUCAGAGUUGACUGAGAAUUACUACCUGACAGAAAGGCGAAGAUCAAAAGCUGGUAAGGAAGCAAGGAGAAUGGUAUGCUGCUGUACAACAUCUAGAGAGGAAAGAAGGCGUGGCAUCCAGGCUUGUGGGGAAGAUUGUCUCAACAGAGUUCUCAUGCUUGAAUGUGGGUCACGAUGUCCAUGUGGAGAUUACUGUACCAACAAACGUUUCCAAAAAAGAGAACAUGCCAGAGUUGGAGUUUUCUAUGCAGAAGGAAAAGGGCAUGGUUUGAAAACAAAAGAAGAACUAAAAGAAAAUGAGUUUGUAAUGGAAUAUGUUGGAGAAGUUCUGAACUUCCAUGAGUUCAAGCAUCGAGCCAAGCAGUACAGCAAAGACAAGAACUUACAUUUCUAUUUCAUGGCGCUCAAGUCAGAUGAGAUAAUUGAUGCUACUGAGAAAGGAAAUGUAUCUCGAUUCAUGAACCACAGCUGUGAUCCGAAUUGUGAAACUCAAAAGUGGACAGUGAACGGUCAGCUUCGAGUAGGAUUCUUUACCAAGAGACAGGUCAAACCUGGUGAGGAGCUUACAUUUGACUACCAGUUUGAAGUCUAUGGACAAGAAGCUCAGAAGUGUCUUUGUGGAUCUGAUAAGUGCAGGGGUGUGAUUGGCAAACAGAAGAAACAGAAGGAAGGCAAAGAUACAACACCUAGGAGAAGAGGGAGUGUUGGAGAGAAGCGAAGGAAAGAAGCUUUUACAGAUAUCACUUUGGAAGAUGAAAUUCAACAGAUGGUUGACGAGUUAGAUGAAUGUGGAUUACAGUCCAAUGACCACACUAUCGCUCUAUCAAGGUUCAUGGUGAGAGCAGAUCAACCAAAACAGAGAUUUGCACUUCUUAAAUUGCUACAGGAAACGACUGAGCAGACUUACCUGAAAUACUUCCUAUUCCAUCAUGGUCUCAGGCUGAUCUGGAGCUGGAUGGUGGACUUGGGAGACAACCCUGCUGAACUUCAAAUGCAGAUCCUCACUACCUUGGCCAAGCUUCCUAUUCCAAACAAGAAUGCAUUAGAAGACAGCAAGGUUCUUUCUGUUAUUGAGAGGUGGGCAAGAGACUUUGCCAAGCAAGGACCAACCCAAGAAAUGAGUUCUGUUACCAAGGCUGACAGCGACGUUGACUCAUCAAGUGCAAGUGAGACACCCUCGCGCUCUGAUACACCAAUCUCAGCUGCAAUGGCAUCAAGCAUGAGUACCAAUAUGGAGAUGCUCAAAUCAAUUGCAGAAGCAACAAGUUCUGAAAGUGAUAUGGACAGUGAAGCACCUUCGGGACUACCGCUCGCGCUUCGACAAAGGCUUGAAGUAGAGAGUAACGAGUCUCCGACAUCUACAGGUAGUGAAGGAGAAUCCAUGGAGAAGCCAACAUCCAGUGCAGAAGAUUCCCAGAAUGAGCAACAGGGUGACGAGGCACAAGGGCAACCAGACUCUGCCUCUGACGCUGCGACUUCUAGUAGUGCAGUGGCAGAAUCGUUAAGCAAGGACAAAAUGGUUCUUGAAAGUGCUGUUGUUGAUAGCACAGAAGCAGGUCUUCAAGAUGUCAACGACAACACUGAAGUAAGGACGCUUAAAUCGUUAGCUGCAGAUGCAGCAAGACAAGUGCAAUCUCAAAACUCUUCGUCUGAUGCCGAGACAGGCGCAGCGAUCUCACAAUCAGAGGAUGUCAUUAUUAUAAGUGAAUCCUCGGCAGCCAGUACAUCUGAAUCUGGAAACGGGACUUCAAACGUUGAGCAGCCAUCAAGCAUGGUUCUAGCUGAGACUGAUAAUGAGGCAGAAAGCAAAACUGAUGAAGAUGAACAGGGUGGCAAGUCAGAACUGGCCAACAUUAUUUCAUCUCUCUUGAGCUCAUGGAGUGACCUCAAAGAAAUAUAUAGGAUACCAAAGAAGGAGAGUGAAAAGGAUAGAGACAGGCAUCGUGAACAUGACAGGGAUAGGGAUCGCAGAUACGACCGUGAUAGAGACUAUGAUAGAGAUCGCCAUCGAGAUCGUGAUCAUGGAAGAGACAGGGAUAGAAGUAGGGACAGAGAUGAUAGGCAUCAUAGAGACAGAGGUAGAGAUGGUGAUCGAGAUCGGCAUCGAGACAGAGAUAGAAAAGAUAGGGAUAAAAGUGAUGAUAAAUCAAGGAGAAAACGAAGUAGGUCCAACAGUAAAGAGCGGGAGACCAAGUCAUCUUGGUCAAAGGACUCUGAUGCAAAUGCAACACCUCCGAAGCUCAGGAAACCCUGGAAGGAUGCUAAAGGAAAAGAACAAAGGAAGGAAAAGGGAGUGGUCAAAGAGGAUGUAAAAAUUGAUAAGGACAGAGAAACAAAGAAAAUGAGUAAAGAGGAGAGAAGACAUUUGUUUGAGAUGCAGGUGGAAGCGAAGGAAAGGGAAGAUGCGGCUCGUAAAGAGCAAGAGGCCCUGAUGAUGGCUCAGUGGCAGGAGAGUGAGCAACAGAGACAGCAGCAGAUGGCUCAGUUCAUAGAUGUCAAUGGUUUUCCUGUGGACCCCAAUGCUCCGGGUAUGAUGGUCAAUGAGCAUGGGAUGCCCAUUGAGGUCAUACCUGGGCAUAUGGAUGGGAUGCCAAUGGGGGAACCCUACAUGGGACAUCCAGACAUGCCGCAUCCUGACAUGCCCUAUCAUCCGGAUCACAUCCACCCGGACAUGCAAGGACAGUUUCCUGAGAUGAUGCAGCAACAUGAACACUUGGGCAUGGAGGAAGGAUACCACCAUCCUAUGCAUGAACAUCACAUGCCGCCACCUCACGAACGACAGCCGAUGUAUGAUGAUAGCGGGUUUCCAAUACCACCUCAGGAACAUGGGCCUCCAGGUAUGAUGGGUAUGCCACAGCAACGCGAGGGGCUACUACCUCAUCCUGGUCUGGAGCAGAUGCACCCUGGUAUGGACUACCAAAUGCACCCUGACAUGGAUCCUAAUGUAAUGGGACACCCCCACCCUGAGCACCCCAAUAUGGAUCCACACAUGAUGGGGCAACAUUUCCAGCCUAACAUGGAUGUUCAUCUCUUAGGAGGGCAGCCCCAUCCGGGUGACCCUAGCAUGUACCAUUCAGAACCCCAGAUGAUGCAACCUCCGGAACCCCAAAUGAUGCAACCUCCGGUGGAUGCAGUACCCCCUCAGGAAGUGCAUGUGCCACAGGUUGUACCCAUUCCUGCUGCAGGACCUGCCCAGGUACCCAGCCAACCAGGCCCACGUGAAGAAGAGCUGAUGCCUCCCCCCUCAUUGCCUGUCCCAACUCGCAAAUCAAAGAAGUCAAAAUCACAGAAGAGUGCAGCCAAGUCCUCGAAGAAAAGUCCUCCAUCUACUACGUACGUGGCCCCAGCUGCACCUGUCAGCAGCGCCAGUCCAGUACUACCCUCACCCUCAUCCAGCGUGGCUAGUGUAAACCCACAGAGUUAUGCUCCUGCACAGGCUGCCCCAGGUGUUCUCCCAGUGGCCCAAGCACCUCAAGUCUUACAGACACCAGUACUACCUCAAGCACCACAGCAAGCUGCCCAGACAACCUUCACCUUUGUCACUCCAGAUGGCAUGUUGGUGACACAGACCAUUGUUCCUCUAGCUGCAACAGAGCAGGGCAUCUCACCCCAUGUUCAACAUCAGCAACAAAUGGCUGGAGUGCAACAACAGCAACCACAGGUUACAGAGUCAAUUCCUUCACCCCCUGCCAAACCAAAGACUGCCAAGCUUCCUCCCAAGUGGAAGACCGCACAGGAUGCUGAGGGAAAAACCUAUUACUACCACUCAGUUACAAGGCAGACUCAGUGGGAGAUGCCGACGUGGGAGGAUAAUGAAGGUGAAAUGUAUGAUGAGGAGGCUGGUGGUGGAUCUAAUACGCCAACCUAUGAUGAGAAGGCUAGACAGAAGACAACUACGGCUGCUGAUACUUCCUCUGAAGCUGCCAAGAGACUCAAGGAGGCUUUCAGGUCAAAGAUGUCCCACCAUGUCGUUGGCUACCUCAAUGCAUACCGCAAGCCAGACUGUAAGAUGGGGCGCAUCACUAACACAGAGGACUUCAAGCAUCUUGCUCGGAAGCUGACCCAUGGCAUCAUGGCGAAAGAGCUGAAACACUGCCGGAAUAUCGAGGACCUGGAAGUCAACGAGAAUGUCAAACACAAAGCCAAAGAAUACAUCAAGAAGUAUAUGGGACGCUAUGGGAAGCUCUACAAGAAAGAUGCAGCCGAGUUUGAUUUAUGAUGAAAUUUACACCUGAAACACGUAGUGUUGGAAGAUGCCUUCAUCUAAUAAGUGAUGGUGUAGUGAAUGCAGCAUGUGGUGGCUGCUUAAUACUACUGAGGGUUGUAGGAGUUCUUACUGGUGAAGACCACAGCUGUAAUUGUUGUGUACCAGCAUGUCACCUUGUCUCUAGACCCUUUCAGUGAUGUUUCCAGAGAGGUUCUUAAGUCAUUGACCCACCCAAUAGCAUUUCAUGGAAGAAUCAGCUGGAACUCUCUUAACAGUGAUCCAAACGUGUAUAGAACUUGACUCAACUGUGUUUGCUUGUUCUUAGCGGUGUCCUGUCGAUAGCUAUACAUUUAGGAAAAGGAUUGAAAUAAUGAAGAUAUGAGAUGAGAAAUAGAUGAUAAAAGACAUACACACACAGUCCAAUACACAUUUUUUCCUUGUCUAGUGCACUUCCACUGCUGAAGUUUUCAUAGGGAUCAUGCCUGAUGUUGCUAUUUGAGAUCUUGGUUGGUCCAGCUCAGCAAGAUCAUCCUUUGCGAAUCUGCCAUGGUUGGCUUUGGUAUACCUUUAUUGAUGCUGCCCUUGUACCUACAUCAGUAUUAUGAAUGUGUCCCCCCC